CCAGAAUGUCGGCUACGUCAUUGACAGCAGUCACGCGAAUGAUGACAUCACGAAAACAGUCUUACAGAGUACGGGUGAAAAACCUGCCGUCUUUUUAAACAGUAAACUCAACAAGGAUUCUCAACUUCAGAAAGAAACGACUCAAGCAGCCGCGGCCAUCACUGAAAUAUUGUCGUCCUUGGAAGAGACGCGAGUAGUCAUUGUCUAUGAGGAUACGUCACGGUACCAAAACGACGCCCAUAGAAUGUUGGCGUUGUUUCGUCGUGAGGGUUUGUGCACCGUGGCGUUGCUUGGACUCAACGCGUCUGACACUUGGACGUUGGAACCAACUUUGGCCAGCCACGCUGGACUUCCAGCAGUCCUCAUCUCCAGCAAGAUUACAGCCAGCGAUUUGUUCAAGAUGAGAAAAAAACAGAUUUCACAUUUUUGGAUUAUUCCAGUACUCGCCGAUGAAACCUGGACGGUCAGCGGAGAACUGUUUUAUCCCAUGGGAUCGAUUAUUAUUGAUUGGGAAUCGAAGUCGGACAGAGGCUUCCAAUCGUUUCUACGAGAGGAUUCAUUUCCCCACAAGACGAAGCCGGCGUGGUAUCGAGAUCUCUGGGGAAUGCAGAAUUCUUGUUUCUCUAAAAACGAUACCAUUCAUGAACCGACGAGGAAUCGUGAAUGUUCUACACACUCGAUUCCAGCUGAUAUCGAAGACAUUUCAUCCGAUAUUUCCAACGUCAUCAUAUCCGUAGACGCCAUUCUGCACGCGCUCCACGGUCAGUAUACGAAGAGCUGUCCACAAGCAAGCGGCAUCUGCCAAAAGUUUGCAGAGGACAUUGUCAGUUGGCGGCUGUCACGUAUGGGCAACCUGACAUUCUUGUAUCAGGGGCAACAACUUGAAUAUGUCAAUGAAGGGGAGAUUAUUUCUACGCUGUCUGUCUUCAACAUACAAAAGAGUGGAGCUAUUGAGGUAAGAAAUGUUGCUACAAUACGAUUGAUACUAAAUAUGCGAUGACCUAAAUUUAAUUGAACUAUUUUUCAUGGAAUAUUUAUCUAUUUUGUGCCCAGAGAAAUGUUAAAAAUAGUAUCCAAUUUAACUUUCUUUUUCAUGUAACUGUCGGCCAUGUAACUUCCUUUUACAAUGUAAAUAUGUUCCCACUUGCCGUAUUAUCUGUGUCCAUUAAAGAUUAAAAUGAUUUGAUUGAAUUCUUUCAGAUUGGCAGAUAUUUUAAAGGACACUUAACUCUUAACAAGACGAAACAUCACUUCCCUCCAAGUUACGUCCCUUCACCCGACUGUGGCUCCUCCUCGUGCAGCUGCAUCGACGUGAUCACAGACAACCGAUCGACACCGGGUGACCCCGAUGCGGCUCUGUACGCGAGCAGUCAGGGGGAGAUCAUCUAUGAAAUUUGGACGAUCUCCGUCUUCUGCGCCGCUGCAUCUGGCGCACUGGUGUCCUUCUCGUUCUCCAUAUACGUCAUGUACAAAAUCUGCAUCGGUGCCCUGGGCAGGCAUUACAUCGGCCUUGGCCUGACCUUGUUGUUUGCCCUGAUGUCAUUGUACUCGUCCGUCCUGCCUUACAUGUUCACCCCGAGUGAGGCCGUCUGCAGCCUCCGAUACUUCUGGCCCGGGGCCGCCUACGCAUUUUGUUUCGCGGUUAUAUUCGUUAAACUGAUGACUCUCCAAAACUACAAGCUCAUCGGGCUGGGAGGGGAGGUGUCUGGGAUAAACCAGUUCGCCUCGGUUUUUUUCGUGACGAUUGUCCAAGUGGCCAGCAGUGUGCAGUGGUGGAUCUAUCACACCCCGUCGGUCCGCGCCACAACACACCAAUCCGGGAUUGUGAAAUUCGCCUGCAACUUCAACAAAUCGGAAUUUUCGCUGUAUCUCAUGUAUGUGAUGUUUCUCAUGCUGCUGUGUGCGGUCUACGGCAUAGGGGUACGAAACGAAAAGAAGAACACGGGCGAAGCCAAACUUCUGAUGACCACGAGCUGGGUCUGCUCGGCAGUCUGGGUCGCGUGGCUCCUCUGCCUUUUUCAGAUGGACCGGAAAUGGUCUGACGCCAUCAUCUGCGCGGGCAUCGUGACAAGCGCGACGGUCGUCCUGCUGGUCGUGUUCCUCCCCAAGCUGCGGAUGGUGUCUCGCCUAAAGUAUGAUCUGUCUCAGAAAACGCACCCACGUAAUGGUUGUAGUGUAGAUACAGAUUUCCUUUACGAGAGACCCCAUUCCCUGCCCGGUACCUUAACCAGCACUUUCUCCUCAGGGAAGAUGAACUAUCCAAAGUCUUUGACAAAUUUUGAUGCUGAAGUGAACAGUGCCAUUACUUAG
Lymnaea stagnalis (great pond snail) is the source of this 2310-nucleotide messenger RNA. The record is from the annotation of a GenBank genome assembly. Lineage: Eukaryota; Metazoa; Mollusca; Gastropoda; Lymnaeidae.